GAGAAAAAUUGGUGCAGCGAGAGCACACGACAUCGGGGCAGCAUGGGGCUGCCGUGAGCGUUGCCCAUAAACAGCACCCCCAAGGUGGCCGCCCGGGUGCCCAUAAAACGCAUCGAUGCCGAGACAACUCGGUGGCACAGCGAUGCGGCCCAGGCCGCGCGCCAACAGAUGCGCCACCCUGUGCUGGCUGCUGCUCGCCACCGCUUUCGGUGCGCUGCUGAGCAACUCGUGGGCCACCUUCCGCGAAUUAACAACGCACGAGCCCUGGGCGCGGCCGGCGCCGGCGCCGACGCCGCAACCCACAAUUCCUAUGACGCCGCAGCCGACGCCGGGCACGCAGGCCGCGGCGCUGCGCGCGAAAUUAGAUUGGGUGGCAUCAGCUAACACCGCGGCGGUGCGUUCAAGAGAUGCGGAGAUCGCGAGCCUGCGCGAAAAAGUAAGGUCGGCGCUCGCGAAGGCGAGUGAGCCAAAAGUCGACGACGCGGAACUCGCAAAGCUCCGCAAAGACAACGCGGAGCUCGGAAAGCUCCGCGACGAGCUCGCCGCGCUGAAGAGGAAACACGUCGACCGGAAAAAGAAGCAGCGCCACACUUCUAUAAAUGUGACGCGGCUCGCUCCGCGACUCUCGGAUAAAAAAUUGGGUUCUACAAAAUGCGCCCCGUCCACGAAAGCGAAGGAUUUGCGCGUGCUCGUCGCCGGGCUGAGCCGGAGCGGGUCGACGUGGCAAUUCAACGCAUUGAGGGAACUGGUUAAAGAAGCUUCGGGUGUGGAACCAUCAACAGCGCACGCCGACGCCGACUCCGCAUUGUUCGACGUUUGUUUGGCGACGCCGCCGUGCCUCCUGAAGACGCAUAGAUUUGUGCCCCGACUCCUCCCGAAGGUGGAUUUUGUGUUCAGCUCCCAUCGAGAUUUGAGGGAUGUCCUGUUAUCGAGCAUGCAGAUGUUCGGCUCGUGCCUCGGCUUCGGCCCCGAAGCGUUGCAUUCGCGAGAUCGCAAGUCGACGGCGGCGGCCCACGACGUCGCGCCGCGCUUCCAGCAGUACGCCAAGUGGGCGAGAUACGCGUGCUACGACAUGAGGUACGAGACGAUGUUUGCUGAUCGGAGCGGCGAGGUUUCUCGAUUAGCAAAGGCUUUGCAAAUAGAUAUUUCGAAAACGCAAGCUUCACAGAUCGUAAAAGCCGUGGAACAGCUCAAGAAGGCCACGUCCAACGGCACGUGGGACAGCACGUCCGGAUUUUCAUCGGAACACGUCCACGAAUCCACAAGCUCGCCAGGAGCGUUUUCCCGGGCGGAGACAUUAGUACAAGUAGCUCUCAAGCUGCCGUCGUGCCCCGUCGCGGCGGCCUUCGACUUCGUGGAUCGGGGUUUUGGAACGUGGCAAGGUGCUCACGGCUACGCGUCGAGAACUGGAGACGCCUACACCGCCUCGCUCACGGGCGACCGCUUUCCUAGGUUGGCCCACGUCUUCUUCUCUGAUACUAAGGGCGCCGCGGUGGCCUUGCUGAAAGCCAGGGACGCAGCUCGGACUCACGACGACGUGCACAUUUCUUUGGUCGAUGCUAUCGACGACGCGAGAAAGCGCUUCGACUACGCCUGCAAGGCCGACAAGGACUUGGCGUCUCUACUCAAAUGCGCCCCGCCGUCCUCGGACUACGUGUUCCUGGUCGCUCCUGGUGUUCAACUGAACGCGUCGACCUAUGCUUCACUGAGAGACAAAGUCGUCGACGAGCGCCGCCCCCUCGCAAAGGGCUGGGCCUUUGGUGCGAGUCAGAGGGUCGACGCGUUAUUAUUACCGUCGAGGUGGGCGUCCCUUUUAGAACCGAUGGUGGAGCUACGGGGCGAUCAUUUGGCCGUGCUCGCGACGGCCGCCGCGCAUCUUGGCAAAGUGGUUUAUGAUGAGGUCCUUCUAGGGUUAAUCAAUGAUGAGACAGUGGUACAAUCAUCAUCGAAGAAGCGCCUGGCGGCCGCGGAGGCUUCGACAAGGGGCAUGGGCCGACUCCUGAAGUCAAACCAUUUCGCAAGGUGCUGCUGUAGUACCGGACCGGCGCCCGCCGAAGUAUCUGGAGAGUGGCUCUGGGAUGCGGAACGUAUCGAGUUGGAGCGGUGCGGUUUAGCCCAUCUGCCUUUGUUGAAAAAGAGGGACGUGCAUGAGGUAGUAAAAACGUGGUGCGAGCACGCGGCGGUCGCCGUCGCCGCGAACUCGACCCUAAGAAGGAGGAACCGUGCCGUGCGCGUCGACGAGGCUUGUACCGUUAUACAACAUUCGGUGCCGUCGACGCGAGCCUGCGCCAAGGGUCAGAUCCAGGCGGGCGAGCCGUCGGGCGUUUUUGUCCAGGAGCCGCCGAGACGAAUUCUGCUCGUGAGAGACGCUCCCCUCAGACACCUCGAGGGCGCGGACGCGCGUAUUUUGCGCCUCGUCGAGUGGUUAUGCGGCCGGGGCCACCGGGUGACUCUGGCUACAAGAGGUAGAGCGUUGAAAUACGUGGGCAGCGGCGACCAGCCGCCGGCCUCGGCGAAGCUCUGGUUCCGAAGGCGACUUGAUUUAGAUGCCUGUUCGGUCGACGUGAAGACGGACGACGAGGGUCUGACGAGGGUGCUGGCACCUUCAGCAUUAGACGCGGCGGCUUUUGAUCUUGCGCUGCUGGAAGUAAAUUUUGACGUGAGAUUCGGAGAUAGACCGGCCGCACAUGUCGCCCUGGAGAGAUUUCGGGCAUCGCGGCGCCGCCCGAAGCUCGUCGCGUUGCUGUCUGAUUCGUUACAUUAUAGACAGGAGGUCGCGGCCGGCGCGCCGCGGGCGUCGGCGGCUGCCGUCUACGGGUACGAGCGGUUGCUGUACGCGCACCCGUCCGUCACCGCUGUUAUAGCUGGCGACGCGGCUUUAUUACCAUCCUUUCGCGCUCUACAAGUGCGCGCGCGGCCGAACGCGACGCAUCACCCGCCCGUCGUCUUCGCGUCGUACCGCACGGACGUGGACUCCGAGGGUCUGGUCGGCGGGGCGGACGCCCACAAGCACGUCGCGUCUUAUUCUUCAAGAAAGGAUGUGUUGGUGAUGCUCGGCCCGGGCCGCGGCCACAGGCAGGCCCUCUCGCAGCUUUUGGGGAGGUGGCGCGGCCGCAGGUUGGUCGUCACCGGUAAUGAUGAAUGGCGAGAAGUCGUGGAGGAGCACUGUGCUUCCGAAAGGGGCAUUGCGGCGGCUUCGGCGCCGGACGAACCGGAGCCGGCGUCGCUCGCCGCCUUGGCCGACGUGCGACGCGCGGCGCCGACGCCGCAGCCGACGCGCGGGGCGUGUUCCGUUUCCUAUGUUUCGUUGCCGCUGGUGGCGCUCGAGGGGCCGUCGCCGUUACAAGCUGCAAAGGCUGAACUUUCCAAGCUCAUGGCCGCGGCUUACGUUGUCAUCGCGCCGGCCGGCUCGACGGGCUGCUUCCUAGCUUUAGAGCAUGGCCUCCCCGUGGCCGCUCCGCUCAACUCCACGUGCGGCGGCCUCGUGGUCACCUGUGUGGAAAUCAAAAUUUUACGGCGGGUUCGCGCCGAAUCGUCGCGUCGACCUCCACGCCAUCGAUGCGACGUCACUGGUUGAUUUCCACGCAGGUGGUCACGACGGGCAACGGAGCGUCGCCUCUGACGUUCUUCGACGACAACGCCGAUUCGCUGACGAAGGCCCUGUCGUACGACGAGACGACCUGGGGCGUCGCGGCGCGCGCUGCUUUAGAAGUCUCGCUCAAGCUCGCGUCGUCGACGGACUGGCUGCGCGACGCGACGCUGCGAGGCCUGCUCAAAGGUUCGAACGGCGACGACGCGUGCGCGGCUUUGCACCCGGAGCCGUCGCCGAUCGACGCCGCGCUCGACGCGUCCCUGCUGGACGCGCUCCGGUCGGCGGUCCUCCUGGACGAUGUGAUGUAAUAACACAACAGUUUUAG
Messenger RNA from Pelagomonas calceolata, 3917 nucleotides. The record is from the annotation of a GenBank genome assembly. NCBI's taxonomy places the organism in Eukaryota, Pelagophyceae, Pelagomonadales, Pelagomonadaceae.